AUGUCGGCCAUCCCGAAACUCGUCAUUUUGGUAUUGCUCGCCUCCGAUGGCUUCUGCUUAUUCCCAAGAUGCAACAGCUUCCUGUGCAAAUCAUCGAAGCUUCGCGAAGCGGUCACCUCAUCGACGCUUCAAUCCAUUAUAAUCAAUGGGUUGCUUGAGAAGAAGGUGACGAUAUCAGAAAACUUUGGACAAUUUUUAGUUAGUCAACCAGACAAGUCGAUCAGACUAUUCGUUCUGAUUUUCUUCUUUAUCCUUUGCAUUCUACUCAUGUGCGCCCUCUACUUUCGCGCCUACAUUUUCUAUCGAUUCCCGACGAUGGCGAAGGCGAUUCCGAAAAAAUACGACGUGCCGACGACGAAUUGCGACAACUCAAUUCUUCCAUAA
Caenorhabditis bovis is the source of this 384-nucleotide messenger RNA. The record is from the annotation of a GenBank genome assembly. NCBI's taxonomy places the organism in Eukaryota, Metazoa, Nematoda, Chromadorea, Rhabditida, Rhabditidae.